UUAGAACAUGUUCCUGUCGCUUAGGAUAGAGACAGUUCGUUAAAACUCCAAAGCUCUUUACCGCGUCUACAGCAUACUUGGCAAAAUGGCGCCUCUAGGUCUGGAGAGUCCACUCAACUUUGUUUUUAUAGGCUGUGCACUAGUGAUUGCCAGUGUUGUGGGCAAGGCUUUCUACAAUGUCUUUCUACACCCUCUACGAUCCUUUCCCGGUCCGUUCUUAUGGAAGCUCACACCUCUCUUCAAAUAUAUACGCUUGUACCGGGGUGAUCUGCCCGUGUAUAUGAAAGAAUUACACGCUAAAUAUGGACCGAUUGUGCGAGUAUCUCCGUACGAGCUAGCAUUCAGCGACCCCCAAGCUUGGAAGGAUAUUUACGGUCAUCGCCACAAUGGUGCGCCGGAGUUGCCUAAGUACGAGGGCUUUUACCGCGCUGUCGACAACAUUCCUCGAGGUAUCAUCAAUGCUUUCCGAGACGAACACGGCUUCUUGCGACGCCAAAUGUCACACGGAUUCUCAGAGCGGUCAAUGCAGCUUCAAGAGCCUAUUAUCGGAUCAUACGUAGAUCUAUUGAUUCACCGACUGCAAGAGCAAUGUGGCGAUGGCUCGACCCCCUUGAAUAUGCGCGAGUGGCUAAAUUGGACCACCUUCGACGUUAUUGGAGACCUAGGUUUUGGUUCUUCGUUUGGUUGCCUCGAUAAGAGUGACUACCAUCCAUGGGUUAAACUCGUCGCCAACUCAGUGAUGCAGACCGCUUUCAUGUCCGCUCUGGCUGACAUGGGACUCAAGCCUGCAGUACGGAUGCUCCUGCGACUUAAGAAGCUCGCGAUUACAGACAACCAGGCAUUAGUUCGGGCGAAGCUGAGGCAGAGGAUAGAGUCUGGCGUCGAGAGGCCAGAUUUCAUUGAGGGUCUCAUAAAGCAGAAGGACGAGGGAAAACUCGACUUUAUGCAAAUAGCCACCAACGCAACUACUCUCAUCGUAGCCGGAAGUGAAACGACGGCGACUCUUCUGAGUGGUGCCGUCUACCUACUUACGACCCACCCAGAUAAGCUCGAAAGGCUCACUCAGGAAGUGCGUUCUUCGUUCAAUAACGACGACGAAAUUACCUUAACUUCUGUCGGAAAAUUGUCGUAUAUGCUGGCCUGUCUUAACGAGUCCCUCCGACGGUAUCCCCCUGUGCCAACUGGAAUGCCGCGCCAGUCGCCUAAGGGUGGUGCUACUAUCAUGGGGAAACAUGUUCCAGAGGGCACCGUUGUGGCUGUCUGGCAAUAUGCUGUCAACCAUGAUCCGAACCAUUGGACCGACCCCUAUUCCUUUGCUCCAGAGCGGUUUAUGGGUGACCCGAAGUACGAGGGUGACAAGCUUGAUGCGAUGCAACCAUUCAGUGUAGGCCCGCGAAACUGCAUUGGUCGCAAUUUGGCUUACGCCGAAAUGCGCCUCAUCCUAGCCAGGAUAAUCUACAACUUCGAUAUGACCAUUGCUAACGACAGCCGGAAUUGGCUCAAUCAGCGUGUUUACACCUUAUGGGAUAAGCCGGCGUUGAAUAUUCACCUGAAGCCUGUUGCUAGAUGAGAUUAAUAAUCGGGGGACUUCUGCAGAAGAUGCAUGGGCUUUCUCUAGGACAAUUACUCGCUUAUGAGUAAAUUUAUGGAAUCUUAACAGCCAACUACCUAAAAGGCGUCUUUAAUUAGACGAGUCCCUGAGGGAUGAUAUUACGAGAUUGCCUAAGACUAGAAAAGCUAGUUCUCUAGGAAAGCUGUGGGCGUUAUCGAGUAGUAUCAACUUUAUAUCAUCUUCCCUUGUGAGGGUAUUUUUCUAGAUAGCUUAUAUUUUGUACUAAAGGGUUUAUUUAAAUCGGGUAGGAACUGUACUAUAGCUGAAAAUGUGUGAAUUUCUGGUCUAUUUUAACAAUCUCUCAUGACUACAUCGCUUUAUACCCCUGAAAUUGUAUGUCCAUUCUCACUAUUUAUUUCUAAC
Daldinia loculata is the source of this 1975-nucleotide messenger RNA. Its product is annotated as putative cytochrome P450. Gene Ontology annotation, molecular function: monooxygenase activity; heme binding; oxidoreductase activity, acting on paired donors, with incorporation or reduction of molecular oxygen. Lineage: Eukaryota; Fungi; Ascomycota; Sordariomycetes; Xylariales; Hypoxylaceae. Bases 86 to 1570 code for a protein of 494 amino acids. The transcript has 4 exons. The record is from RefSeq and is a predicted model, not a curated record.